Messenger RNA from Trichomycterus rosablanca, 1015 nucleotides. RefSeq names its product rasd family member 4 (gene rasd4). The coding region runs from base 4 to 630 and encodes 208 amino acids. Gene Ontology annotation, molecular function: GTP binding; GTPase activity. Lineage: Eukaryota; Metazoa; Chordata; Actinopteri; Siluriformes; Trichomycteridae. The transcript has a single exon. The record is from RefSeq and is a predicted model, not a curated record.
ACCAUGUCUCUGGAGGUAAAGGAGAAGAAAGAGGUACGUCUGGUGUUCAUGGGAGCAGCCGGGGUGGGCAAAACGGCUCUCAUCCAGCGCUUCCUCUGGGAGAGCUUUGAGCCCAAGCACCGGCGUACAGUGGAGGAGCUGCACAGCAUGGAGUAUGAGGUGGCCGGUGUCAAAGUGACCGUGCACAUCAUGGACACGAGCGGCAGCUACUCCUUCCCAGCCAUGCGCAAGCUCUCCAUCCAGAACGGUGAUGCAUUCGCCCUGGUCUACUCCGUGGAUGACCCUGAGUCACUCAAAGUCGUGAAGAGUUUACGCAAGGAGAUCUUGGAGGUCAAGGAGAACAAGUUCACGCCGGUCGUAGUGGUGGGCAACAAGACGGACCUUGAGGCUGAGCGACGCGUGUACGCCGAUGACGUUCUCGCCACCAUGGAGCUGGACUGGAACAACUGCUUCUUGGAAGCAUCGGCCAAAGAGAACAACAACGUGCUGGAAGUGUUCAGGGAGCUGCUGCAGCAGGUCAAUGUGCCGAGCCGACUGAGUCCGGCCCUUCGGCGCCGCAGAGAGACACUUCCUAAAAACAGAGGAGUGCGGCCACCCAUGAACAAAACCAACAGCUGUGUCAUUUCCUAAAGUGGCCAGGAGAGGGAGAAAAAGUUUAGGUAGCUAUAGAAUGAACUUUUUGAACCUUUUAAAUUCAGCAUCAUUGUUAGCAUGCCAGUAGUAAUACUGUGAGAGGUUAAAAGAUGAAAGGUGGCUGCUGAUACAGAAGGAAGGACGUAAAAAGUCAGAUCAGCUGAUGUUCUGAAAGGACAAAGCACAGCUGGAGGUUUAAAUAUGCUGAAUAAUGAGGUAGCUACAAUUCUGAUCCUCAUUGUCAUGUCCAGUGUUUGAAUAAUGUGUGAGUAUUGAAAAACUAUUGCUGUCUGGAUUGUAACAACAAUAUAUAUAUUAUAUUAUAUUAUGUUCUUUGGUGUCAAUUUUAUCUUAAUAAAGUCCAUGUUUGUCACUGUACAAA